AUGUCAGAAUCAAAAGAGACCAGUAGAGCUGAGAGGCUGCAAGAGCUGGAUAAGUUGUUCCAAACCCUCAACUACACCCUGAGUCUGGAGAAGGACCUGCACAGUUCUAAAUGUAAAUCUGUGGGACAGGCACUCGCCUGGAUCGGAUCCAAACUGGACCUCACACUGACGCCUGAUCACAUCUCUCUCAGGGGAGUGAAACUGAUGUUCAGAAAAGUCAGAUGUCUGCACAAACUCAGAUUGAAUGACCUCAUGAUCACAAGACUGGCCAAAGCAUUGAGGACAGGAAGACAAUGUGCUCCAGUAACCGUUGACAACCUCAGUCUUGAGAUCAACAGUGCAGGCCGAUCUCCAAGAGCGCUGUCCAGGGUCCUGAGCUGCCUGGCUCUCCUCCUCAGGCUCUGGACAGUCCACUGUAUGGAUCUGAGCUCCUGCAGCAUUGAAAGCCAUUCUCUCAUCAUCCUUCUCAGUCUGCCGCGCCCUUUCAAGCUCAGACUACAUACAGGAGCUAUACAGCAGCUUGUUCAGCAGGUGUCUGAAGCUGAAGACAAGGAAAUUGUCAAAUCUUUCUUUGAUAAGGUGGGAGGCGACCUCAGUUCUUGCACUUUGACCCAGGAAGUGCUUCUGAAUCUGCUGCAGCACCACUGUGGACCUGUCACCGUGGACUACAGGAAAUGUGAGAUCGGAGAAAAGCACACCGUAGAACUCCUUCCUCUGCUGGACAAGCUACGAUUCCAGAGGCCCACUCCAGGCUUCAUCUUGUCCAUCAUCAGAAAGAUCUAUCAGACUCGCUCUCCCAACUAUGUCUGCAGUCUGCUGAGAUCUACAGAGAACUGCCUCAAUCUGACCACCAGAGACCUGGAUACUGCUGACUUCGCUGCCCUGCUUUACAUCUUGCAGCACAGCCAUGGAGUCAAACUCAACCUGAUGUGGACCUCCACACCAGAGGGGGCACUAGAGAGAGUUGUGCCGCUCCUCAGCAAUGUGUCACAGCUCAGUGUUGACAGGCAGCAGCUGCUGAGGAUGCUCCACUGCUCUGCGGCUUCAGAUGUCCAGCAGGGGGCAUCGCUAGCUCUUCUUCAGGCCCUACAGCACAGACUGGACUUCUCCUGCUCCUCCGCUAUGGACCUGACAGAUGACACUCAGGAAGUUCCCAUGAUGCACCUGAGAACGGAGGACUGCAGUGUCAUCGCCAUGGUGAUAGGGAUCAGCAAGUCCACCAGGACCCAGCUCACUGUGCUGGACUGCCAUGUGGAGGAGGCGGGCUUGGAACACUUGUUCAAGGUUCUAGAUAACGUAACUCUGCGGUGCAGUAAGCUCCAGUUGUUGCAGUUUCUGGCUCUGCUGAGCGUUGGCUCUGAGAGUGAGUGUGUGAGGAGAGCCAAGUAUCUGUGCCUGGCUCUGGGGAAGGAGGUGGACCUCAGCAAUACGGUGCUGGACCAACGGGCCUGUGGAACUUUGGCGCUGCUUCUAGAAUAUUCUGAAGGGCUAUCGGAAUUGGACCUCAGCCACUGCCAGCUAACAGACACUUGCCUCCAGCUUCUGCUCCCGCACCUGCACAAAACAGCUGUAUUGGAUCUCAGUGAUAACAGCAUCACUGACAUCGGGGCUGAACAGAUCAACAGUAUAGUCCACGCAACAAGCUCUAUUCUGACAGUGAGCUUCCUCCCCACACUGUGAUGCAGCUGGACACGACGCUCUCUAUGGUUCCUCUGUAGAAUGUUGUCAACAACAAAAUUGAGAGACAACACCUCUUCGAAGGAGACAAGCGCUUUGAGCUCGAUAAUGUGGCCUGGUGCGUCAUAUACUAAGAACUGCGUGGAUUUCCUACUAAGAAAGUGCUGUAGCGGACCGCGGACGUGAAAAAGUUACUUACAGACAAACAAAUCCGGAUGUAUCAGUAAGUGAGUAACCAGGUUUUGCCGUGAAAUCUUGCGCACAUGCAUGAGUACAUGCAAGCAGAGUUCUACGCCAGGCCUCCUCCCUUAAAUAUU
Engraulis encrasicolus (European anchovy) is the source of this 1994-nucleotide messenger RNA. RefSeq lists its product as uncharacterized. Lineage: Eukaryota; Metazoa; Chordata; Actinopteri; Clupeiformes; Engraulidae. Bases 1 to 1680 code for a protein of 559 amino acids. The record is from RefSeq and is a predicted model, not a curated record. The transcript is spliced from 9 exons.